Messenger RNA from Gastrolobium bilobum, 3580 nucleotides. RefSeq names its product N-terminal acetyltransferase B complex auxiliary subunit NAA25. The transcript has 19 exons. Bases 175 to 3213 code for a protein of 1012 amino acids. Gene Ontology annotation, cellular component: NatB complex; cytoplasm. The record is from RefSeq and is a predicted model, not a curated record. Gene Ontology annotation, biological process: N-terminal peptidyl-methionine acetylation. Gene Ontology annotation, molecular function: protein binding; protein-N-terminal amino-acid acetyltransferase activity. Lineage: Eukaryota; Viridiplantae; Streptophyta; Magnoliopsida; Fabales; Fabaceae.
UAUGCGUAUGCUGCACUGCACACAGUUUUAAAACCCAAUCCAAGCCCAGUCGAGAGUUCACUUUCUAGGUUUUUCCCCUUUUCGGUGUUCUCUCUUUCAACUUAGAACUUGAAACUUCAUUUUGUUCUGUGUUUUCGCAACAACUCCCACUUCAAUCUCGAUCCUUCGAUUCCAAUGGCGUCAAAGUUCGGCUUAGCUGGCGGGAUUCCAGAGCGCAGGGUUCGCCCUAUAUGGGACGCCAUUGAUUCUCGUCAGUUUAAGAACGCUCUCAAGCACGUUACCACGCUCCUCUCCAAGCACCCUAAUUCCCCCUACGCUGUCGCUCUCAAAGCUCUCGUUCUGGAACGAUUGGGGAAGCCUGAUGAAGCUUUCUCUGUUUCCCUCAAUGCCAAGGAGCUUCUUUACGCUAAUGAUUCUAUGUUGAUGGAUGAUCUUACUCUCAGUACACUUCAGAUUGUUUUUCAGCGAUUGGAUCAUUUGGAGUUGGCUACCGGCUGUUAUGAACAUGCCUGUGGUAAAUUCCCAAAUAAUUUGGAACUAAUGAUGGGGCUUUUUAAUUGCUAUGUUCGUGAGUACUCUUUUGUGAAGCAACAACAGACAGCUAUCAAAAUGUACAAGCUUGUUGGAGAAGAAAGGUUUCUUCUUUGGGCAGUUUGUAGCAUCCAAUUACAGGUACUUUGCGACAAUGGAGGAGAUAAGCUUUUACUUUUAGCUGAAGGCUUACUUAAAAAACAUGUUGCUUCACAUAGCUUACACGAGCCUGAAGCUCUUAUGGUCUACAUUUCAAUAUUGGAACGGCAAGCUAAGUUUGGGGAUGCUUUGGAAAUUCUCUCUGGGAAAUUGGGAUCACUAUUGAUGAUUGAAGUUGAUAAGCUACGAAUGCAGGGGAGACUUCUGGCUAAGGCAGGUGACUACACUGCUGCUGCUGAUAUCUUUCACAAAAUUCUAGAGUCGUGUCCUGAUGACUGGGAGUGUUUCCUUCAUUACCUAGGCUGUUUGCUGGAAGAUGGCAACAUUUGGUGUGAUGAGGUUGUUAAUGAUCCCGUUCAUCCCCCAAAAAUUGUCAAUUGCAAGGUCUCACACUUGACAGAUGAACAGUUUGACAGUCGAAUAUCAAUUGCAUCAGCUUUUAUACAGAAGUUACAAGCGGAUGCUGUUAAUAACUUGAUAAGGUGUCCAUACCUAGCAACUAUGGAAAUUGAAAAAAGAAAGCAUUUCUGUGGGAAGGGGAAUGAAGACGACUUAAUGGAAGGCAUUGUUCAAUAUUAUUGGAGGUUUGGUCACUUGGCCUGCUUUACUUCUGAUGUUGAGGUGUUUGUUGAAGUUUUCACUCCUGUUAAGAAGGCUGAGCUCUUGGAGAAAUUGAUGAAAAACAGCGAUGCUUUAUCAACUACACCAACCAGGACACUUGGGCUGUCUAUAAGCCUUUUCAAAAUUAAACAAAUAUUGCUAGGGGACAUGCUCAAGUCUUCUGAAAAUGAUCUUAAGGUCUCUUGUGUUCAAAUGUUUGAAAUGUUUUGCAAAAACCUCCCACUUUCAAAAGACUUGGAUCCACAGGAGGGCAUGCAUGGUGAAGAGUUGCUUUCAAUGACAUGUAAUCUUUUGAUUCAGUUAUUCUGGCGUACUAAGAAUGUUGGCUAUUUGGUAGAGGCAAUUAUGGUCUUGGAGUUCGGCUUGGCAAUACGAAGAUAUGUGUCGCAGUACAAAAUCGCGCUGUUGCACUUGUAUUGCCACUGUGGUGCUCUUUCAGUAGCACAUGAAUGGUAUAAAUCAUUGGAUGUCAAGAAUAUCUUGAUGGAAAGUGUUUUGCACCACAUUUUGCCUCAGAUGUUGGUAUCUCCACUUUGGACUGAAUCAAACAGUCUUCUAAAGGAUUAUUUGAAGUUUAUGGAUGACCACUUCAGAGAAUCUGCAGAUUUAACAUUUCUUGCAUAUCGCCAUAGAAAUUACUCAAAGGUAAUUGAAUUUGUCCAGUUUAAAGAUAGAUUACAGCACUCAAGUCAGUAUCUAAUGGCGCGAGUUGAAACACCCAUGCUACAGUUAAAGCAAAAUGCUGAUAACAUUGAAGAAGAAGAGGGCAUCCUUCAAAGCUUGAAAUGUGGGAUUCACUUCCAUGAGCUAUCUAAUGAGAUUGGGUCAAAGUCUUUGACCUUCAAUGAAGACUUGCAGACACGGCCCUGGUGGACGCCAACUUCAGAGAAAAAUUACCUUUUAGGGCCAUUUGAAGGGAUUUCUUAUUGCCCUAGAGGUAUUUUGACCAAAGAGAGGGAGACAGGUUUAAAGAGAGACAUCGAGAAGAAAUCCCUACUUCCACGGAUGAUCUAUCUUUCUAUUCGAAGUGCUUCAGCAUCCAUCAAGGAGCAUGUUGAGGUCAAUGGUUCUGUUACGCCAGACAUCUCUUCAGAGCUGAAAUCUUUACUGGAGCGCUAUGCACAAUUUUUGGGCUUUUCUCUCAGUGAAGCAAUAGAAGUGGUCAUGGGUUUCUCUAAUGGUGAAAGAUCUUCUGUGGUUUCUGACUCCAACUUGAUAGACUGGUUGAAUUUCAUUGUAUUCUUAAAUGCAUGGAGCCUGAGUUCCCAUGAACUUGUGCAGCCAGAUAGAAAUGGAUGUAAGCCUCAUAUUUGGAAUAUCUUAGAUACUUUGCUGGAGAAGUAUGUUUUAGAGAAGGUUAGGUCCAUAGAGCCCCAGCUCUGCUCUCCUCGGUGCGACAUUCAACUUUUGAUGCAGUUAGUUACAGAACCUUUGGCGUGGCAUGGACUAGUAAUCCAGUCUUGUCUCAGAUCCUGUCUUCCAUCUAGUAAAAAGAAAAAGAAAAGUGGAUCAGGUUAUCAGUCUAGCUCAAAUCUGGCUCAUGCAAUCACAGAUUCUGUCCAGCGUUUAUCUCAUGUGUUAGAGGAUGUUAUGAAAUGGAUAAGUGGAUGGAGCAGAAGACCUGAAGAUGAGAAUUUGGAAGACAUUCUUUUUCUUCUCCGGAAAGAUGAGCAUAAUGAUGGGCCCGGGCAGGUCUUUCACAUUAUCGAAACAUUUAUUUCCUCUAUGAAUGAUGUGGAACUUGGUGAUCGUAUAUCCCAAUCACUUAAGUCUUGGAGUCCUACUGAUGUCGCCAGGAAAAUAAUGACUGGAAAGCACAAAGUAUUGAUGGAAUUCUCUGCCAUCUGUGAGUCAAAAUUGAAGUUAUUCAAGUCUAUGAAACAGCAGGUAUCUCAACUGUGAUGAAACAUCAUUCACUGGUGCUGAAUAGUUAUCAUAGCUUGUCAAGCGGCUAUUUAAUUGCAGUCCAAGGCUAGGGAUUGAGAAAAUGUGCAUCAGUUCUGCUGUGAUUGUCGCUAGCUUCAUCUACAGAAUACCAAGUCAAAAACUUCUGGGGAACAGUUAUCAUGGUUUGCGGCUAACUUGUUUCUGGCUCAAGUUUUUAUUGGUCAUUUCCUGUAAAAAUUUUCUGAAGAGUGUACUUUAAACAUUUUUCUUCACUUUUUGAGCGGUUGCCGGAUCUUUUCAGAAUUGUAGCUGUUUGUCCGAGCAAUUUUUUUGGCAAUGUACUAUUGGUUUAUUGUUUUGAAUGAAAAAAUAUUUUUUUGAA